Molecule: messenger RNA, 900 nt
Organism: Sporothrix brasiliensis 5110
Lineage: Eukaryota; Fungi; Ascomycota; Sordariomycetes; Ophiostomatales; Ophiostomataceae
Product: short-chain oxidoreductase
Exons: 1
Coding region: 1-900 (299 amino acids)
Molecular function (GO): oxidoreductase activity
Source: RefSeq, a predicted model, not a curated record
AUGCCUACGCCCGUCCAUCACUCUACAGCCCCUGGCCGGCGUCUGACGUGGCUCAUCACCGGCUGCUCGUCCGGUAUUGGCCUGGCCCUCGCCCGCCACGUGCUUGCCAACGGGCACCGCCUCAUUGCCACGUCACGCAACCCUGCCAAGACGCCCGAGCUGGUGCGGGAGGUGACGUCGUACGGCGACGGCUCCCACCGCUGGGUCGCGCUCGACGCGGACAGCCCGGGCGCGGGCACGGUCGUGAGCCAGCUGGGGGUGGCCAUCGACGUCCUCGUCAACAAUGCCGGCCAUGCGGUCCUCCAGACUGUCGAGCACGCCCGCGAAGCCGACGCCCGCGCGCUCAUGGAGACCAUGUACUUUGGCCCGCUGCGGCUGGUGCAGGCGGUCCUGCCAACGAUGCGCCGACAGAGGUUCGGCGUGGUGGUCUACGUGAGCUCGGGCGCCGGGCUCGAGGCGCGGCCGUCGAUGGCCCUGUACGGUGCGGCCAAGGCGGCGGGGGACGCGCUGACCAAGACACUGGCCAAGGAGGUGGCGCCCUUCAACGUGAGGGCAUUGUACGUGUCGCUGGGUUCGUUUCAGACAAACAUGCCGAACGCGACCGAGGUGCGCGCGUCGACCCCGGCGACGCUGGACGACACGCCGGCAUCUACGGACGACGACUACGCCGGUAGCGUGGCCAGAAAGAUCAUGGGCCACAUGGCCAGCGGCGGCCAGGCCGCGUCGGCUCGGGGUGAUCCUGCCAAGGCGGCACGGGCCAUCUUCGAGGUGGCGACGGCGACGGGCGUGGGCCGCGGCCACGAAGCCGAGGUGCUGCUCCCGCUCGGUGCGGACGCGGCGGUUCGUGUGCAGAAGUGCGUGACACGCUGGCGCAUGCGCUGGACGUUUUUGGCAGCGUGA